Choloepus didactylus (southern two-toed sloth) is the source of this 8885-nucleotide messenger RNA. It is a transcript of the gene TBC1D1, whose product is annotated as TBC1 domain family member 1. NCBI's taxonomy places the organism in Eukaryota, Metazoa, Chordata, Mammalia, Pilosa, Megalonychidae. The coding region runs from base 3227 to 5143 and encodes 638 amino acids. The record is from RefSeq and is a predicted model, not a curated record. The transcript has 13 exons.
UUUAUAUGAAACCCUGAAGAUACCAGCAAAGAAAUCUUGCUCAUUUCCUACCUAUGGUACCCUAUCAAAAGCAACAAAAGAAGCUUAAUACCUCCAAUCAUAAAAAGUUUGAUCAUAUAGUUCUACUGUAACAUCAGAGUUUUACAUAAUAAAGUGGACAUUCCAUAAACAAAAAAGCAAGAUCCCAAUUUUAGAUACUAAGAUCUAAUUUACUACAAAUGAACCAAUGGAUUUCUUUCCCAAAUAGAUUUUCUAAUAUUACAAAUAAUUAAAAUUGGGGAAAAAAAAUCUCAAAACAGGGUUUGUGAAUUCAGGGAUGUGUGCAGCUCAUAUUCCUGAAACUUUUAUCCCAUACCUGACUCCUUUGAUCAUAAGUAAACAUUACUGUUUUUAUCAGUUAGCAGCUAAGCUUCACCUCUAGUGUCUGCCACCAAGCCCAGCUUAGUGAUGAUGAGUAAGCUAGCAGCUCUCUGCUAGUAAGUCCUUGACUAUUCCCUUGUCUCAGUUUCUUGCUGUUUAGACAUUUAAGCAUAUUAAAACCUGAUUAAUUCAACUUCUUAACUACCAAACAGUGAGUUUAGGGUUUUAUGCUGAGGAGGUCAGCUUUCCCUUUUGCUACCAGUGCACCCCCUGAUGCAAAAAUGAGAAAUUUUUGUGAAGGGCAGCUCCUUGCCAAAGGCAGUUUGAAUUUUUCUGAAAUCACCACCUAGACAUGUGGCUCUCAAAGUUGUUCAGAGUCAUAAUCAACAGUAAAAACACAUUUAAUGUUGCCAUAGUUCACACAUACACAAAUUACAAGUUUCACAAAACAAUAUUUACUGUAAACAACAUGUGAUCCAUACCUGUAUUUACUAUUCUUACUUUUUAUGGUUUGUUUUUGCUGUCCUGUGGCUUUAUUUUUCCUGAGACACUCAAGGGGAUGUGGGAACAGCACAGGUGUGCUGAGGGGAUGUCCCCAUUUCCCCUCCGGGUCCAGCCAUUUUGGUCCCUGGGCCCGGAGGGGGUGGGGAAGGGCUGAGGAUGGAGUCCCUGGGAAUGGGCUGGUCCCUAGGCCAGGUUUGGGAUUCUUCAUAAAAAGCCACGAAGCUGGAUACUCAGGAAGCCCAGUCCUCUGGAUAUGGGGGUCGCGGAGCCCAGAAGGGAUCCUGCCUGGUCUGUGGGGGGUGAUAAUGGCAGAGAUGGUAUCCCCGGGGAGGAGUCUGGGACAAAGCAUCGGACCAGGAGAGGGAAUGCUGUGGAGGUGGGCGCAGGCAGGGCGGAGAGUUAUGUCCCCAGGCCAGCCCAGGUGCCUUUGCAUGGUGUCAGCAACCCUUGUUGAGAGUGACAGGAGGGCGCAAGUGUCCUCGGUACUGGGUGUACAGUACCAGCAGAUCCGCCACUUACAGCCUGGUCUGGGCCUCAGGGAUGUAGAUUUCAAUGCUGUCAGCACUCUCUGUGGCCAACUGUGCGGAAGGAGACAGCGCACUUGGCGGACAGGAGCUGCUUCUCACCACCUGCCGCUACAUGUGCACUCGCACAGCCUGUCCCCGCGAAGCCUUCUUUGGUUUCACUGGAGGGACCUUCUCAUUCUCCUUAGACUCCAAGAGUUUCCACCUCCUGGCAUUGAGCUGCUGUAGGUCCAGGAACUUGAGAGUCACAUCCCUGAUGGAAAGCUAUAGAAGGUCCUAAAAAUGCACCAGUUUCUGGAAGGUGGGGAAACCAGUGGAGUCCAUGCUGUCCUGAUACAGCUGAAAGAACUGGUGAACCUUCUGGGACAGAAGUUGUGUGCUGCCCAUGGCACUGCGGAUCUUCUCCGGAACAUCCUCAGGCAGCUUGAUGCCUUUGCCUCGCGCUCCCCCUGCUGGCACCAGAGCUCUGGCUCCUCCGAGCCCUAGCUUCUCCAUCUCUGCCGGCAGCAUUGUGAUGAUCCAUUCGCCCUCCAGUGGGCAGAACUGUGCUCCAUCCAAGGUCAGGGCCGGAUGAUGCAUUGGUGGCCAACGAUUAUUUUGGUAGUGAGUAACCUUCAUGGAAGGCCCACUCGCCCUGAGUGUGGAUUGUGUGGAAGACUGAGUAGGUGGGGGCCUGGGCUGCAGCUCAGAGGUUGCCUCUGCAAGGAGCCUCAGAACUGUGGGGCCUUGUCUUCUGAGGCUCUCCAGGUCUGCCUGCAUGCUGGCUGUCACACUAUUGGAGCUCUUGAGCUUUGCCAGCCUCUUGUUCUCUUCCUUCUGAACACCAAUGGAGUAGAACUCCCUUUAGCUUCUGUUGUCUGUGUCUGAGUUUGAGAUAGUCUCCAUCUGCCCCCCCCCAAUGGACAGCCACCACUUACGCUGCUGUGCCAGACACUGCAGCUCCUCCCUGCGAGGGAUGGUCUUGAGGAGGAGCAGGGGUAGCUUGAGACUGGCUUCAGGGUGGGACCAUUGCUAACUUCAGGGUGUGCAGAGCCCAUGGCAGGGUCGUCCAGCUGUUCUAUUUUUUAAAUGCCCACAGCAAACCACUAAAUUGAUACCACUACUAUUGGGUUACAGUCUGCAGUUUGAGAAACAUUGAGUUAGAUCGGUGCUGCUCACAUUUUGAUGGGCCUCUUUAAUGGAAUUCUGAUUGAAAUGCAGAUUCUGAUUCAUUAGGCCUAGGGUGAGGCCCUGAGGUGGUUUGAAACUGUAUGUAUCCAGAAAAACAUGUUCUUAAAUUUAAUCAAUUCCUGUGGAUGUGGACACCUUAUAAGAAAGAUCUUGUGAUGAGGCUACUUUAGUGAAGGUGUGACUCAUCUCAUUCAGGAUGGGACUUAUUCCUAUUCCUGGAGUCGUUUAUAAAUGGAAUGAAUACAGAGAGAGAGAAAGAGAGAAAGUGACAAAAGCAAGAUGCUGAAAUGAACGAAACCUGGAAAAGAAGAGAGAGACCUGUAGACGCCAACAUGUGUCUUGCCGUGUGACAGAAGAGCCGGUGGUCACCAGCAGCCAGUCUUCGGGAAGAAAGCAUCUCCUUGAAUUGGGCAUUUUCUUGACCUCAAACUGAGCCUUCUCUGUGUGAAAAGGAGGCCUUGCCUGUGUCUGAGAGCUGCUUCAAGCUCCUUGGAUCCUCGGAUGACCUGUCUGCUGACUCAGAGAGCUGUCUCACGGAAGAGCGUGCCCAGCUCUCGCCCCAGCAGGGCUUCAGGAGGCGAGCAAACACCCUGAGUCACCUCCCCCUGGAAUGCCAGGAACCUCCGGAACCUGCGGAGGGGUCUCCAGGGGUCUCGCAAAGGAAACUUAUGAGGUAUCACUCAGUGAGCACAGAGACGCCUCACGAGCGAAAUGUGAAUCAUCCACCUGUUGGCAAGUCUAAAAGUUGCUCAGGUCAGUCUUCAGCUCCUGCUCCUCCACCUCGUCUUAAUCCCUCCGCCUCCUCGCCAAAUUUUUUAAAGUACCUAAAACAUAAUUCAAGUGGAGAACAAAGUGGGAAUGCUGUGCCAAAGAGCGUCUCCUACCGUAAUGCCCUGCGGAAAAAACUUCAUUCUUCUUCCUCUGUGCCAAAUUUUCUAAAAUUUCUGGCUCCUGUAGAUGAAAAUAACACCUCUGACUUUAUGAAAACAAAAAGGGACUUUGAGUCCAAAGCCAGCCAUGCAGGGGAUACAACCCCUGUGAAGACGCGGAGGCAUUCGUGGAGACAGCAGAUCUUUCUCCGUGUGGCAACCCCUCAGAAAACAUGUGAUUCUCCUAACAGAUACGAAGAUUAUUCAGAGCUGGGAGAACUUCCCCCAAGAUCUCCUUUAGAACCAGUUUGUGAAGAUGGAUCCUUUGGCCCUGUACCAGAGGAAAAGAAAAGGACAUCUUGCGAGCUUCGAGAGCUAUGGCAAAAGGCUAUUCUACAACAGAUACUGCUCCUCAGAAUGGAGAAGGAAAAUCAGAAGCUACAAGCCUCUGAAAAUGAUUUGCUGAAUAAGCGCCUGAAGCUUGACUAUGAAGAAAUCACUCCUUGUCUUAAAGAAGUAACUACAGUGUGGGAAAAGAUGCUCAGCACUCCAGGAAGAUCAAAAAUUAAAUUUGACAUGGAAAAAAUGCAUUCUGCUGUUGGGCAAGGUGUGCCACGUCAUCACCGCGGUGAAAUCUGGAAAUUCCUCGCUGAGCAAUACCACCUUAGACAUCAGUUUCCCAGUAAACAGCAGCCAAAGGACACCCCAUACAAAGAACUGUUGAAACAGCUAACUUCCCAGCAGCACGCAAUUCUUAUUGACCUUGGGCGAACCUUUCCAACACAUCCGUACUUCUCUGCCCAGCUUGGAGCAGGGCAGCUGUCACUUUACAACAUUUUGAAGGCCUACUCGCUUCUAGACCAGGAAGUAGGAUAUUGCCAAGGUCUCAGCUUUGUGGCAGGUGUUUUGCUGCUUCAUAUGAGUGAGGAGGAGGCAUUUAAAAUGCUCAAAUUUCUGAUGUUUGACAUGGGCCUGAGGAAACAGUAUCGGCCGGACAUGAUUAUUUUACAGAUCCAGAUGUACCAGCUCUCGAGGCUUCUUCACGACUACCACCGCGACCUCUACAACCACCUAGAGGAACAUGAGAUUGGCCCCAGCCUCUAUGCCGCCCCCUGGUUUCUUACAGUAUUUGCCUCACAGUUUCCACUGGGAUUUGUAGCCAGAGUCUUUGAUAUGAUCUUUCUUCAGGGAUCAGAGGUCAUAUUCAAAGUGGCUUUAGGUCUGCUGGGAAGCCAUAAGCCCUUGAUUCUGCAGCAUGAAAACCUAGAAACCAUAGUUGACUUUAUAAAAAAUACACUACCAAACCUGGGCUUGGUGCAAAUGGAAAAGACCAUCAAUCAGGUGUUUGAGAUGGACAUCUCUAAACAGUUACAAGCUUAUGAAGUUGAGUACCACGUACUUCAAGAAGAACUUAUUGAUUCCUCUCCUCUCAGUGACAACCAAAGAAUGGAUAAAUUAGAGAAAACCAACAGCAGCUUACGCAAACAGAACCUUGACCUCCUUGAACAAUUGCAGGUGGCAAAUGGUAGGAUCCAAAGCCUAGAAGCCACAGUUGAGAAGCUUCUGACCAGCGAAAGCAAGCGGAGGCAGGCCACCCUUGCUCUAGAGCUGGAGCGGUCAGCCCUGCUGCAGAUGGUGGAGGAGCUUCGGAGGCAGACUGCAGAGCUGAGCAGUGCAGAGACUGACCUUGCUCAGUCCAGGCCCACGGGUGACUGACAGCUCAGGGAGAGUGUCCCGCCAGAGCACCCCUCCGGAGGAGAGAUUGCUGCACCAUGCAAACACUGACCAAGCCUUAACUGAGAGAGACAGAAGAUGCUGGAAGAGGAGAAUGAAACGUGAAGUGUGCUUCUCAGGGAGGAAACUGGCUUGCCAGCAUGCGAAUUCUCAACUAAAACUUGCAAUUCAAGGGGGCGAAUGUUCCUCUGGGUUUGUUGUUGUUUUAGGUCCUAAUUUGUCCCUUCUCUGGACAUGUUUCCUGUAUUCAUUAGAUUUAGAUGCCUUGGACAUGAAUAAAUGCACCUUUGUGUUUCCUUGUUGCCUUUUUCAGUACCAACAUGUUUGUAAAGAACGUUCAUGAUUUUGUGGAAUUUCAAAAGCCAAAAGGGAUCUAGAUUGUUCCACUGGCUAAGGUGUGAGGUCUGUCACUCUUUCAAAGAUCGUUUAUGUGACUAGGCUUGCCAUGUCACUGGCGGAGAGCAGAUGGCCCUCGUGCGUUCUUGUUUCGGAAGCCUAAGUUGACCACUAGGAAGGAUUGAAAGUGAUUUAUUUAAAUUGGAUGUCUUGAAUUUGAUCACUAUCCUUGGUAUUUAAGGGGGUCGUCUUUAAAAAAAAAAAGUGUUUUCAUGCAUAUUUGCUUACCUCUAGUAUUGUUGAUCAAAGCAAUGGUAAAUAUUUUGUGGGAAAAUCACCAUUUUUUAUUCUCCACAAGAUAGUGCCAGUGUGUGGUCUGCAGUUGUGGAGUCUGAUAUUUAUACCUUUGUUUUAGUUUCAUACACCUGUUACGGAGUCGUGUAUUUAUUUUUGCUCAUGGUAUGAUGUUAUAAAGUCAAGUGUCUCUUUGAGUCUCCACCCCUUGGAAAUCAGUUUCCUUGCAGGAACAGAGCACUUCAAGAGUUUCACGGGUGCCUGAGAUGCUGGGACUUUUCAGAAUAGAUCAGGCUGAAAAUUGCAAUCAGAUAUAUGGCAAUUGACAGCAGUUUUUCAGAGAUUGGGUGUUUUGAACAUAACUCUCAACACAGUGACCCCGGCUCAGGAUGGUGGGGACCCUGUGCCUUCAGCAAGAGAAAGGCUGCCCACGGCUGCCUGCUUCCAUUUUGUCACCACAUGAGGCCUCUAUAUGAGCUCUUUUAGAAUAGGUUUUUCUCUUAAAAAGGCACUUGUGAGUGAGGGCAUGUAUCACUUCCUUGGCAGCAGAAUCAUUCCUGGUCUUUACUUUUAUAAUUGUAACCACUUCUAUUCCAGAAGAGGUUUCUUUCACCUCUCUCAGUGGUAAAGUCUUUUUGAGCCUGGGGUGAAUGGAAGGAUUGCCAUAUUUGGAGUCAUCAUAACCUCCCGCUCCAGGCAUUUCAAAGGGAGACACAAGUGCUGCCCCCAGUGCCUAAAUAGUUGUUUGGUUUCACCAGAUAGCAGUCCUAACCAAGAUGACAAGUCUGGGAGCCUUUAUCUUGAGUUGUUCUACCAGAUACAACUUAGAGAAGUUGGCAUGUGGGGCUUCUUUCCACAUCAUAUUUAACUGGUUGAAUGUUGAAUAAUGUGGAAUUUUGGACGUCUUGGUACCAUUUCUCAGGAACAUUCGUUCAGCAUUAAAUAAGAGCAAGGAAGCAACAAAACAAUUCAUGCCUUCGUUUUUAUUGUUUAUGUUUGUUUUUUGAACUUUAGAUUUUUGCUUUUCGGCCCAGAAAGGAAUGAUGGCCUCAUGAACACCUGUGGACCCAAGUGUGAAUAUUACCUAACCAUCAGUGAAAUCAGCACUGUGACCCAGGUGCUUGUUAGGUUGUAACACUGCCACACAGGGUAUGAAUAUUAGCACUGAGCCCAGCUCCAUCAGUUGUAUGUGACAGUAGAUGCUAUCCUGAGAUUGUACUGGACAGAGAAGACUGUGGACAUCCCAUUCCUUGGACACAGUUUCAGCCAUGGAACUAGAAGGGGAAAGGAGGACACCUAAGGCCUACCCACAUCACUGUGGGAGGAUUCUUAAAGGCAAAUUUUUAAGCCAAAUACAUUCCAUAUUAUACUUUCCCUUAACCAUAAUGCAACACAUGUGAACUUAAGAUUAUCUUUCUUUUGACACCAUUUCUGCCCUCUUAUACUUAAGACAAUAUGAGCCCUCAAGAAGCACACUAUUGCAUAAAAAACACAUAAGAAUAUCUUCUAUGCUGAACACUCAGUAUGGUUCCUUUUAAGGGUCACAUCUUCCUAGAACAACAAUAUCUAUUGAGGAUUUGUGUGUGGUUUGGUUUGUGACUCAGGGAAGAAGAGUAUUAUGGGACACGGGAUUUGUUACAGGAUUUAGACUAAGCACAAUUUUGUUAAAAGCUGGAGAAACAAAAUACAGAAGGAGGUGUGUAAAUGGCAGAAGUCACCAAUCAGUCCCUUUUAGAAGCAAAACACAUUCAGCCACUGAAGUGAGGUCAGGUAGGGUAGCAUGUGGAGAGGUCUUUCGGGAGCUGCAGCCGCCUAUCCCAACCACCUUAGUGGAUGGUGGUCCUGGAGCUGCUCUAGGUCAACAGUCAGCUCUUGGGAAGGAAAGCUGGAGGUGGAGCAGAGAAGGAGGAUAAGCUGGAAGCUGCCAGGCAUCUCUGUCCAUCUGUCACUGCAUUUGACCAUGAUGACCUUUGGAGAAAAUGGAUCUUACUUUGCUUUUGCCCUCCAAAUUUUACACGGGUGCAUCUUUGCACCAGUUCUAACUUAGAGCCACCAGGGAAGCUGGCACAGUACAGACUGUUAUUCAUUUUGGAACCUGCCGAAUUUGGAUGAUAGCAUGCACAUACGUUAUGUUGCAGGGGCCUUUCUGCUAAGUAUAUUGUGAUUAGUAUCCAUGGAGUUAAGAUCCAUAGAUUGAUUUUUACCUUGAGGGUCACCGAUGACACAAAAUCAAAGAUUGAGACUGCCACUGACCUCUGCUGGCAUCCAGAACUUCCUCCCCCUUUCACCCUCCCCUCUGUCGACUGUUAUCAAAUUUUCUACAAAUUAGAGCCCAGGAACUUGCUGUGUGAUAAAAGGUUGCACAAGCCACACUGUCUUAAAUCUAAAGUCUAAGGAUUUGGCAUGAUUCAAAAACAUGUUGGAUUGGGAAAGCUGGAGGGAGUUUUUCUACUUCAUACUAGAAAAACCACCUCAUUUUACAGACGAAAAAGCUAAGUGAGAUGAGACCUUCAAAAUCUCCUCAUGACUGACUAAAACGUCAGCGUAAGUCCCUGUCUCCUCACCGCCUGGCAAUAGACACCACUCAGCUUUAAUUGCAGUGAGUUUUGAGAGCCAUUUCUGAUGACCUCAAGAUGCGAAGCAAGGAGAGGUCUGAUUUAGUUUCACUAGGAUCCCAACUCAGGUUCUCUCCUGAAAUGUGCGGUCUCUGGUGGCCUUAAUCUAUUACGAGUUAAAACUGGGGAGUUCUCUAGAGCUUGAUGCCUAUGUGUGGAAUCAAAGGCAGAGAAAUGCUAUUGCAUCAGGAUCCGAACUGAUUGGCUACCAUGUUUGUUCUUGAUAGCCAUUUCUUUUUUACCUUCAGAUUUUUGAAAACCCUUGCAUUGUGAUGUUUUUAGGGAAAAAAAUGUAUAUCAGUGCAGGUUUUUUCUUUGUUUUGUAGAAGGGGAGCCUUCCAUUAUCUAAAAUUUCUUACUGUUAUCUCCGGAAAUAAUCAAAAUGUCUAGGGAAAUGCAAAAAUAUGUUAUGGAGCAGUCACAACUGUCAUGAUUCUAACAAUGUGAAAUUGAUAACAAAAUAAAAUGUUGCUGAUAUC